Messenger RNA from Panthera uncia (snow leopard), 1121 nucleotides. It is a transcript of the gene TNFAIP8L1, whose product is annotated as TNF alpha induced protein 8 like 1. The transcript is spliced from 2 exons. Gene Ontology annotation, biological process: regulation of apoptotic process; negative regulation of TOR signaling. The coding region runs from base 350 to 1015 and encodes 221 amino acids. Gene Ontology annotation, cellular component: cytoplasm. The record is from RefSeq and is a predicted model, not a curated record. NCBI's taxonomy places the organism in Eukaryota, Metazoa, Chordata, Mammalia, Carnivora, Felidae.
GCCGUCUGGACGUCCUGUCUGUGUCGCCCCCAUGCCCCUGCUCCUCCUGUCUGUAUUCCUGCCUCUGUUUCUUCCUUUCCUUCGGUGUCCCUGUCACUCUGACUGUGUGGGGUAGGGGGAGGCAGAUUGGGUGAACUGCGCUCCCUACCGUGGGGCUGUGCUCUGAGUCCAGCGUCCCCUCACCCGCCUGGGGACUCUGAUGGACUCUGCCCCUUUCACAGUGCAGGGUGCCAGGCGCUAGGGCCAGAUUCCAGAGUCGGGAGGGCAUUCCAGUGGUGGACAGCCUGGCCAAAGGUGUGACGAUGGGCAUGCGUGUGGCUUCUGACUGGUCCAGGCAGCUGGAAGAGUCAUGGCCAGGCCCACCCAGACUGGCCACCUGGGAGCUCCUCAGUGCCCUGAAGCUUUGGCCUCAGUUUUGUCAGCUGUGAAUUGGGACUGUAGCUGCCAAGGGCGGAUGGACACGUUCAGCACCAAGAGCCUGGCCCUGCAGGCGCAGAAGAAGCUGCUGGGCAAGAUGGCGUCCAAGGCCACGGUGGCCGUGUUCAUCGAUGACGCGAGCGGCGAGGUGCUGGACGAGCUGUACCGCGCCACCAAGGAGUUCACCCGCAGCCGCAAGGAGGCCCAGAGGAUGGUCAAGAACCUGGUCAAGGUGGCCGUGAAGCUGGGCGUCCUGCUCCGCGGCGGCCAGCUGGGCGGCGAGGAGCUGGCGCUGCUGCAGCGCUUCCGCCAGGGGGCGCGCCGCCUCGCCAUGACGGCCGUCAGCUUCCACCAGGUGGACUUCACCUUCGACCGGCGCGUGCUGGCCGCCGGCCUGCACGAGUGCCGGGACCUGCUGCACCAGGCCGUGGGCGCGCACCUGACCGCCAAGUCCCACGGCCGCAUCAACCACGUCUUCGGCCACUUGGCCGACUGCGACUUCCUGGCCGCGCUCUACGGCCCCACCGAGCCCUACCGCUCGCACCUGCGCCGGAUCUGCGAGGGCCUCACCCGGAUGCUGGACGAGGACAGCAUAUGACCUCCGGCCCGGGGGUUUCCUGAGGGGGGAGGGGGGGUGGGGGUCGUUCUGGAACCUCUUUUCUCCCGCCCGAUUCUGGCCAAAUCCCCGGGACAGGCGCCCUUCC